Styela clava is the source of this 4659-nucleotide messenger RNA. RefSeq lists its product as uncharacterized. NCBI's taxonomy places the organism in Eukaryota, Metazoa, Chordata, Ascidiacea, Stolidobranchia, Styelidae. The record is from RefSeq and is a predicted model, not a curated record. Gene Ontology annotation, molecular function: protein binding.
UUUUAUAAUAGAAAAUUCAAAAAGUGGGGCUAAUGAUCCAAAAUAAAUAAUUAGGUGCGGUCCAAAUCCAAUACUCGAAAGGUCCGGAUUCGGACCGCGGUCCGCCAGUUGAGUAGCCCUGGCCUACGUAAUUUAUUACCCAAGGGUGAUGUGGCGUAUAUGGGAUUCGAACCAAAGACAGGCCUACUGAUGGAUAUAGUAGACUAGGGGUGUGCAACCUGCAGUCAGCGGGCCAAAUGCGGCCCUCAGGGAAAAUUUGUGCGGCCUGUGAAACGAGUUUUCAAUUAAGUAUUUCCAUCCCUUUGCGUUGCGAAGCCUAUACAGUAGUAUGCCUAUGACGUUACAAUGCCCUAGCAGCUAACUUGUGCGAAGCGAACAACCCAUGUCCUAAGAUUAAAAACCAGCCCGGCCCGCAUUUACAUUCAGUCAGUCAUUUCCAUCUGGCCCUCCUGUAUCAAAGAUUGCACACCCCUGUUCUAGACCAAGCCUCGCCGAUGUAAUGAAUAAUGUAAAUAUCAGGAAUGAUUAUUUUUUUGGAAAAAAAUUUGCGUAUGUAAUUUGUUUUGCGCCUGCAAGAGUUCUUUUCUGCCAAAUUUAAAAUUUAGAUAAAUUAAUGUUAAUCAUGUAUAUUUUAAUUAACAUUGAUUCUAUUGUUAGAUCACGAUUGAUCAAUAGUUUUUAUUGAUCUAAUAUUAAUCAGCAGUCUCUAGCAGUACACAUCCACAUAAGCAAUGAAAAAUCGGACAGUUGUAAGCACUUUGACUCAAUUUGAAAUAUUCCAUUAUGAUCAAGAUGUUUUAUUGGCUCUACUGUUCUUGAAUGAAAUGAUAGGAAAUCUAUCAAGAAAUAGGCUGGUGGUCAACUUUCAUCAUCUGUGCCACCAAACAAAGACUCUGCUCUUCCAUGGCUCGCCCCUCCCCGCCCACCCCCCCAAAGUGUUGGGAUUCAAUUUUUUUAUCAGUCGGUUCCAUCACAAAAGUCAUAUUUGUCAGCCAGUUCUGUUACAAAAAGUCGUGUUUUUUAUAGCAAUGCUAACCGGUUUGCUGAUCUCAUAAAAUCUUGUGAGACGGUUCUAUAGAACCGGUGCGAACCGGCUGAAUCCCACCACUGGGCCUCUCACUCUUCCAUAACAAUGUAGUUACGUUUUUAACAGGUUUCCCUCAAUUAUUUUGAAAGUCACAUUUAACAAUAAAAAAGGCAACAAACGAAAAGGAAACAAUAAAUUCAUAACAGUCAAAGAAAUAGACAAAGACAAUUUAUUUUAAAUUAAUAUACCGGUAGUCAUCACGAAAUGGCACCUAGUGAAGGCUUUUGUUUGUGGCACUCGAAGAAAUAUGUCAUGGCCCACUAGGAGGCCGAGGGCCCAGUUUGAGACACUCUCGAAUAGAUCGAUGCACAUAUCGAACAGUGAGCUUUAUCAUCAAGCAAACAUAUCUGAUCUCGAUUACUUUUUGUUUAAAAAAUAUGUGUAAGCAUUAUAAAAAUGAAGCUUUAUAUGUGUUUUAUCGCCUGAAGCAUCAUUUUUACCACUCAUUAACGCAGAAAAAAAUUAUAUGUUUUUGUUCGGGGGAGGGGCUUAGCUCAUCAAUGCAUGUAUUAAUAAAGGCUUUUUUUGCUUUUAAACAUAAAAAAAAUUUGACAAUCAAGUUGCAAUUUAUCCUGACACCAUGAUGCCUGCUUUUGAUUAUUGCACUCACUGUAAAAAAAAUGAAUCAAAUUUAAUGGUAAUUUUGUGGUAUUUGAUUCAACGGCACAUUGAGAUUUUUAGGCUUAAUAGAUUGUUGAUAAAAUAUGCCUUCAAGGUGCAGAUCAAAUUGGCCCCUAUUUGAAACCAUAUCAGUCAAAUGCUUGGCAAUAAGUAAAUUGGACCCUAUUUCCUAUAGGUAUAUUAUGUUUAUCCUACCAGUGGGUGAUUUUUUCGGGAACAAUUCAAAUUUCUGAAUGUCUUUUCUUCAUAUAUUUCUCCCAAUUGUCAGAUGAAUUUCAACUUCUAAAAAUUCCUAUUUUCCUUGUAAGUACAAUUCUGAAAGUGGGUCCUAGGGGGAACAAAAUGUUGCCCCUUUCCCUAGUGGGCACUGGCCCUGAUCAUUUCUAAGAAUUUGUCUUCUAUUUCAUUUUUGCUUCACCUCAAAGACUUUGUUAUUAUUCUCAUAAUAUGGUUGCACCAAUCCCAAAAGUUUCACGUUUCAUGAUGUCAUUAUUUUAUGACGUAGUAGUAGAGCUGCUAGUAAACGGUGGCAUUGUUAUUUUGAUUUCCCGUUUUUAUGAUAUCUUACGUCUACGACGUAAUUUUUAUGAUUUUAUUGUACAAUUAAAUUAGUUCUAUCAGUAUCCUACUUCGUUGACGUCAUUUAUUGAUGACGUCACGUUCUGAGCUGGUUAUGAUGUUAUUGCAUGUUUGUUAAAUUGACGCUGCCGCGAGUUUUGAUUCAAAGCAAUAUAAUGUUUUCAAUGAGUUCGUUAUAAAAUGCAAUUUUUGUGGCUCGUUUUUCUAUCCAUCGAUUUGUAGGAUUUUAACGCUCGUCUUUGGCAGAGAAAUGCAGCUAGGUCAAUAUACAAACAGUCUUGAUCAAGCUGCUCUCACCAGUGCUUUUCUUAAAAAACUUCCAACUUUUUCAGUCUUAUGAGAAUUUUUUCGUACAUGGGUAUUUCGAUCAUGAGUAGAGUACAAACUGACAUCGCACCGAAGUCUAGGCCGACCAUCUAAAUUCCAGGAGACGUUGAAAACAAACAUGAUUAUUAUGGUGCAUUACAGACCACUAAAUAUCGAUCGGUGGAGAAAAAAUCUCGUAAAAAAAAUACGAAAACUUGUGCUUGAAUACUUAGUAGUGUAAUCAUAUUCAGAUGUUUCUUGAAGUUUGUUGUCUGACAGAAAUUUUCCCUGACGUCAUCAAAAAUAUUCUCAAACUCUGAAGUCGUGAGGAUAAGUUUGAAAGGUGUGUGCAUUUUGCUCUGUAAUGAAGGUAAAAUGGCUCAAUCAUGGAGACGGACUCGUUACCAGAUUUGGUAUUGAAAUUUAGUCAAUAACUUAAUAAUGCAAGUUCCCCAACUAAUUAUUAUCCAGUCUUGUCUUCUUGGAAUGAACCAAAAUUUCAAUGGCAGUCGUUCCAAUGCCUUGAAUUAGAGCAAAAAUUCUAUUCAUAUUCUUCUGUUGACGGUUACUGGUAUGUUAUAUUUGUGGUUUGUUGCCUUUAUGGUCCAUUUGUUAAUUAAGCGUCUCGCCAUCGCCGAAACCUGUUAUUAUACCCAAAAACCGUUGCCAAAAACGAGGGUGUAUCGCAGCAAUCGGAAACCGCGUCACCCUCGAUUUGCACCGUUGCAAAACGCCUGUCGUGUUUUUGUUGAAAAGACAUGCGAUUUUCUGGAUCUCUGACUGAAUGGUAUUUGGCAUGACAAGUGGUCGCUAUCUAUAUAUUCGUAUACCUAGCAGCUUAUUACACCGUUUGUGUCGCUAUCGCCACACGCAUUACAUUUUCGCUAUCUUAAUCGGCGCCUAUAAGAUCCAAUAAGACUAGACAUGGCGAUGAAGAAUAUAAUUUUUGUAGUUGCUACAUUUGUGUUGUUCGCUGGUGAUGUCAUAAGUAAGAGAUAUCCUCCAAUGCCCAUUGAAGAUUGCCCAGAAAGAUGCUACUGCAGAGAUGUGGAUUGUUUGAAAGAGAAAGGAGAAUUGUUCUGUCGUGAAGUUGAUUUCAUCUGCUUCAAUGCUAACGUUGCUGAUCGACUUGAUGUUCUUCCCGUUAAUACCACAAGAUUAUCUAUCAUUGGAGAAAACAUGGGACACAUAACCUUGGACAUGUUUUCACGUUUCUUUGAGCUGAAAAAAUUGAACCUGUCGCAGAAUUCAAUCAGAAGUCUGAAGAUAACUAAAGCUAUGAGAUUUCUCGACUUCCUUAACCUCGACAAUAACCGACUUUGUUACUUUCCUCUGGAGGAGAUGGUUAAGCUUCUACCGGCAUUGAAGAUCUUGAAGGCUCGACAUAAUAAUUUGACAUUUUUGCACGAUAUUCAGUUCCCACCGCGCCUUGUGAGACUUGAUUUGAGUAACAACCAUAUUGAGUCACCGGUGAAAGGAAGUUUCAGAAGAUUGAAAAAACUUGAGUUCCUAAACCUCGCAAAUAAUUCAAUUCGAGAAAUUCAUCCCGUUGCUUUCAGACAUCUAAAAAAACUACAAAUUUUAGACUUGGACCGCAACCAAAUCACCCAACUUCUGCCGGGAUCGUUCGCUCACCUUCCCAGCAUCUCUUUCCUUAGUUUACGUCACAAUAGGAUAGAGUUCAUUGGGCAAAAGGCUUUCAGACAGAUUGGCGUGAGGUGGCAUGGUCAACAUCAGAUUAGACUGGAGCACAACCGCAUUAAGAUAUUACGAAAAGAAUCGAUAGACGUUUUGUUCAGUAGGCGUGACAUUUAUUCCCUUUACUUGGCCGGGAAUCCCAUAUUCUGUGACUGUGGAAUGAUGCUGAUUCGAGACACGGCUGGUGACAUGCUUCGAGACGCAGACACAACACUUUGCCAUUCACCGUCCGAUUUGAAGGGAUUUUACGUUGGCGAUCUCGAUUUUCCGGGAUGCGUCGAAGAGGAGGAAGAUAAUUACGAGGAUGAUUACUACGACGACUAUUAUUAAAUCUACUUGAUUGGGAGGCGAAGUGGUUAAGGUAGCGA